Messenger RNA from Hemibagrus wyckioides, 1510 nucleotides. RefSeq lists its product as uncharacterized. NCBI's taxonomy places the organism in Eukaryota, Metazoa, Chordata, Actinopteri, Siluriformes, Bagridae. The record is from RefSeq and is a predicted model, not a curated record. The transcript is spliced from 10 exons. The coding region runs from base 51 to 980 and encodes 309 amino acids.
AUCACAGACUGAAGAAUCUCACACGAGUUUUGCAAAGACAAGAGACAGCAAUGUUCUUUCUUGCUUUAACUGGUUUCCUGCUUUAUGGCUCCUUCUACACUGCCCACAGUGCCAUAUUGAAUAAGAGUCUCACAGAGGGGAAUAACACGUUUCUCUACUGUGAAAAUGAUGGUAAAGUGAUUUGGGAUAAAGGUGUUGAUGAAGGGAGAAGCUCCAUCCUCACUGCUGAACAUGGAGGUGUCACUGUUAAACACAGACCUGAUCCAGAUCACAGAUACAGUGUGUUAAGUGAUUUAUCACUGCUGAUAAAGAGAGUGUCUCUCUCAGACUCGGGGAUUUACUUCUGUAACACUGUUCCUGUGGUCAAUCUGACGGUCACUCCGUUACAUAUCAAGUCAGGAGGAGGAAGGGAGGGAAGGAAAAAAAGAAGAAAGGAAGGAAAGAAGGAAGCCAAGACAGAUGAAGAUUCAGGUGAAAAAGGUAGCGCAUCAAAGUCAGAGGAAGAUUCAACAGAAAACAUCUCUGAUACCAGUGAUGACGACGAUGACGAUGAUGAAGAUUGGUGGAUAGCUGUUGCUGGUGUAAUCGGAGUGAGCUGCAUGGUGGUGGUGCUGUUGGUUCGGUGGAGAUUUUUCACUAAAAGGAAAACAGGUCAACAAAAACCGGCUCAUGUGUAUGACUCUAUAAACAACCUUCCAGCAGCUGAACAACCUGCAGGAUUCAGUGUUACACAGAACCAGGCACACAUCUACACUUCCAUCACAGAUCUCCCAGAAGCCUCACAAGAUGGUGAACAGCAAAGAGAGAGUGAGACCGUGUAUUUCCUGGCACAAAACCCAGCGUCCAACACCACAGGUGAUCAGCAGAGAGAGAACGAGUGUGUGUAUUUCCUGGCAGGCGCUCCAGCGUCCAUCACUACAGAUCAGGACCAAGUUCAGCCUGUCUACACCAAGAUCCAGAAGCCAGUAAAAAACACCUGAAGUUUGUCUUUAUAGAUUUAGUAUAUAUAUAUAUAUAUAUAUAUAUAUAAAAUGUAUGUACAGUAUAUAUAAAACUCAUACACUUGCAGUUCUAAUCAUCUCUAUUUCGUUUUGGACCUUACACAUAAUCCCACAUCCAUAUUUAUUUGUAUUACCAAUGCAAGUUUCCACAGACUUUUCGCUUCCUGUUUUUGUGACUUUGUGGAAUUCAAAGAUAUAGUAAUAGACUUAUGACGUCCUUGUUUUUGACUCAUGCUGAAAUAAAGCUUGAACCUCAUUCUCAUACAACAUGUUUCAGCUCAUAUUCUUCUUCUAUUUGUAUUAUUAAAAAUAAAUAAAUUAAACAGUUGAAUGUUUGUCUCAGUCGUAUCAUCUGACUCACCGUGUCUGUGUGUCAGUGGCUCUGUUUCAGAUUUUUAUCAGAAUUCUGUUUCAUAAUAAUAAUAAUAUUUUCAGUCAUUAAUCAUUCAGACAGUGUAACUGCAUCAGAUGCAGAAGAAUUCAGAUUCCUAUGACACACGGCACCAAAU